AUUCAAAACAGUUUGAGUUAACUUGUCUGCUUUUUAACAUCUCCGUCCUAUUUGUGCGAAUUAAUCUGCUGUUUCAUCAAGAGCACACUGCAAACCAUUUCGCAAUGCGGAAUUUAUAGAGAGAAAAAAAAUUCACUGCAAACCAUUGCAGCUGGAAUCUAAAUUCGGAGCAAGAGAACAAGUCUGUCUGGGUCAAGAAUAGCUCAGAGAAAUCUUUCAAUGUCGUCUGAAACCUGGGUGGACACUCUGAAUGGAAGAUGGACGCCAUUGUUAUUCCUUAUCCUCGGCAUAGUGGCAUUUUUCGGACCUUUGUUUUUUAGUCCUAUUGAAUGUACGUUUCCGUCGGACUUCUCAACCCAGAACAUUAGAUAUGGCAAGUCAAAAUGUUACGAAGCCACACAGAUAAGGACGUUUCGUGAUUUUGACGGAGAUUUGGAUUUCAAGAUUCCAGAAAUCACUACAGCAGAUGACGACUCAGAUGGUCAAAGAACAUUGUACCAGUAUGUUUCAAUCAUUCUAAUAGUACAAGCUCUUUUUCUUUGGAUUCCGUUCAUUCUAUGGAGACAAGGAGAGAAGCGAUUGCGUAUCCAUUUCAUUGUCGGUUCAGAGAAUCAGGGUGAAGGUAGUAAAUAUGUCGGAAAGAGGAUUGCUGCCUACCUAGAACAAUGGAUCAAAAAUCGAAAAGUAAACAUUUUGUCAAUCGGAGCAUUUACAUUUUUUCAUUUCUUCAUCAAAAUCCUUUACUUUGUCAGUGUAUGUGUACACUAUGGAUUGCUGGACGGUUUCCUGAAACAGGAGAAUGAAACCAGUUUUGGUUCUCAGCUUUUAGGAAAUAUCAGAGAAAACAACAUUUCUGUUUUCCAAACCUCACCAGUAUUCCCCCGCCAUUUUCUGUGUACCUAUUCUCUAUAUCGUUUACGAAGUCUCAGGACCUAUUCCGUGCAGUGUAAUCUGCCAUUGAAUCCGUACUUAGAGCUGAUAAUGGCGGUGGCCUGGUGGUGGUUAGUCUUCAGUAUUGCCGUCAUCGUCGCGGAUGGAAUAGUUUACCUGUUUGGUGCUGUAAUCCCUUAUUUUAGGAUCUGGUUUGUGGAGGCAAAUUUGAUGAAACGAGAACUAGAAACUUCGACGCAAAUUCUGACAAAUCAACAGAUUUGGAACUUUGCAAACAACACCCUGGGAGAAGAUGUCAUCGCAUUUCUUCAGCAGAUGCAGUCCAACAAUAAUGGCUGUGUAGUCAUGGAAACCAUUACUGAACUCUGGAAGAUCUAUCAUGGUGGUGUGCAGACUUUACCGCUGGAGAAUCCCCAAUUGCCAGAAGCAUCGUGUCCCGGUCAAACGUUUCAAGCUUCGAGACCAGGCGUUGAACUACAACACAUAGAUCGGGGACCAGUAGUCUCUGAGGGCUACGCAGGUCAAGGUCAAGUGCCGGCACAGCAAUCCAUUUAUCCCGCUUACCCGGCUACUGUAUACAAAACAUAAAAACCAGAAAUUAUUACAGUCUUGUGCAAUCUUACCCCUGAAUACAGCCGAAUCUCGGCAUCUUUGUAAAUUACGUGCAUGUUUUAUUCAUAAACGUCAUUCAUAGAAAA
This is a messenger RNA of Ostrea edulis (European flat oyster), 1589 nucleotides long. RefSeq names its product innexin-11-like. Bases 220 to 1479 code for a protein of 419 amino acids. The transcript is spliced from 3 exons. Lineage: Eukaryota; Metazoa; Mollusca; Bivalvia; Ostreida; Ostreidae. Gene Ontology annotation, molecular function: gap junction channel activity. The record is from RefSeq and is a predicted model, not a curated record. Gene Ontology annotation, cellular component: gap junction; plasma membrane.